AAAUACGAAUAUUUACACGGGCGAUACAGGCUGGGAAAGACUUGCGGACGGUCAGCGCGAAGGAUUAACGGGAAAACAUACUCAAGGAACGGUUAACAAUGCUGUCAUAUAUUCGGCGAGCUCAACGACGAAGAAUGUAUCAAAGAGCCAACUCGGACAGUGGAUGUAGUCCUAACGAAGCAGAGUCACCAAGUUCGCCGGUAAAUUCAUCGGCAGCAAACGGACAGAAUAGCGAAGGAUUUCACUUUUAUGCAACCGUAAAGAAACAAAACUCUCUACCCGAGGUUGGAACGAAAGGUUUACUGCAGAAAACGAGGGCAACUGAAAAACGGGUGGAAAAAAUAAAUGACGCCGACAGUGUGGAUUUGACGAAGAAAGCGACAGGCGAGGAAACAACGUUUGAUCAUCCUUAGAUAAAUCUUUUGAGGGUUCAUUCGUUGUAAAUGCUCAACGUCGUUUCCAAGUUGUACUGCGUCAAAGGUGGACGAACUCUUGCGAAGUGACGAAGACGAUGUCAAAGUACAUUUUUUUCUGAUACAGGCUGUGGUUGUGAAAAAUGCUAAUUGCUUUACCACAAAAGAGAGAAUUGCUUGUUAAAGGACCUUUCGAACAAUGUACUGAUCUACCAUAAACAGUGUUUUGUCGCAAAAUGCUUUUCUGAGGCGCAAAUUGAGUUUGGAAAUGUAUCAACUUGUCGAAAAUGGAAAGACCUCGUAAAAUAGGUCACCUUUUGUCUAUCGAGCUCGAUUUUGUCGCAAAACAAGUCGAAACUUCCUUUUUUGCGUCUGAAUUUAAAGUUUUGUCUAUGUUAAAGGAUAUUUAAAUAACUUAAUGUGUGCCAAAAUAGUGAUUUUUCUAACGUAAUAUAGGUUUCGGGAGAAAAAAAUUCUAAUAUUUUGUUUAAAAAUCCUUGAUGAACUUCUGACAUGUCGGGAAGCUAAAGAAUUUUAAGCUGAACAUCAGGGGGGCAGUGACUUAUUUAAUUUUACUUCAACGUUAAGAGUUAAAUUUCGUGAAGAUUUAUUUUCAGAAAGUCGCGUAUAGAAAAUAUUUCACAAUGAUUUAUGCUAUAGUAAGUAUUUAUGAGUGUGAUUGAGUUUUUAAAACAUGAAGAUGAAGAAAAAAAAAAUGGCUGUGAUCUUGUAUAAAAUUACUCGCGAUUUUUAACGUUUCUCAAGCAUUGAAAGCUACCCAGCUGGGCUUUGUGUUCUAUUGAAUUUUGGAUAAAAGCAUUUUGUUUUGAUGAAUAAGAUUGAACGUUAAUGAAGGGCAGGUUAUAAGGCAAAGCAGUCUUUAGUUAUUGGCGCAUUUCCACACGUACGUUCAAAAAUGUUUUUAAAGACAUCAAGU
Porites evermanni is the source of this 1350-nucleotide messenger RNA. The record is from the annotation of a GenBank genome assembly. Lineage: Eukaryota; Metazoa; Cnidaria; Anthozoa; Scleractinia; Poritidae.